AUGGCGGCCGAGCCAGCCGCGCAGGGCGUCAUCCGACCGGGCGGCCUCGCGGUCCUCCUGCACGGCGAGGAGGUGUGGCGAGAGAUGCGGGCCGCCGCCCAGGUCCCGGACACCUUCGUGAACGAGGGGUGGUGCUUAGACGACAUGCACCACGGAGGCGGCAAGGGCGGCACGCUGAUGGCCCAGGUGGGCAGCUCGUUCAUAGUGAAGGAGCUCAGCUCGGGAGACCACCAGCAGCUGCUCGCGCUCGCGGGGAGCUACGCGGAGCACGUCCGGGGCGGCGAGAGCCUCCUGACGCCGAUCUACCUGCACUUCAGCGAUGCGCAGACGGGCCGCAGCUUCUUCGUGAUGAGGAACACUGUUGGUGCCGGGCCGGUCAUGGAGCUCUACGACCUCAAGGGGUGCGCUGACGACAAGACCUUGGUGCGGGAUGGCGAACCCAUCAAGGUGGUGCACAAGCGGAUCUGGAACGUGGGCAUGUGGUGCGGCAGGAGCUCGUGGUCCGACGAGCGGGUCAAGUACCACAACGGGAAGAUGGCUGCGAGGGACUACACGGUCCUGCUCCGCAAGGGCGAGAGGGAGAAGGUGGUAGCGCGCGUCGAGAGGGACGUCGAGUGGCUCGCGGAGCACGGCCUCAUGGACUACAGCCUGUUGGUCGCGGUCAAGGCCGCCAGCUCAAAGGGCCUGGAUAGCAACUGCGAGGACCUGGCCCAGAGGACCUUCGCCAAGCCGGGCCCAGACGGCACGGACCUCGUCGUGCAGAUCAGCAUCAUCGACUUCUUGCAGAAGUGGACCGCCGCCAAGCGAGUUGCCAGGAUCAUCAAGGCGGCGGAGAGGAACAAGGCCACGGUGCCGCCGGGCAUGUACGGCGAGCGCUUCCGGGCGCACGUGGCCAGCAUGAUCCAGGGGGAGGAGGUCCGAAUGAAGGCGACGGCGCCCAAGGCGGUCGCCCCACCGGCGGGGGACGUCGGCUGA
Molecule: messenger RNA, 975 nt
Organism: Prorocentrum cordatum
Lineage: Eukaryota; Dinophyceae; Prorocentrales; Prorocentraceae
Source: the annotation of a GenBank genome assembly